Molecule: messenger RNA, 1520 nt
Organism: Microplitis demolitor
Lineage: Eukaryota; Metazoa; Arthropoda; Insecta; Hymenoptera; Braconidae
Gene: Arf102F
Product: ADP-ribosylation factor 2
Exons: 2
Coding region: 310-852 (180 amino acids)
Biological process (GO): vesicle-mediated transport; intracellular protein transport
Cellular component (GO): plasma membrane; cytoplasm
Molecular function (GO): GTP binding; GTPase activity
Source: RefSeq, a predicted model, not a curated record
CAUGUGAAUCAUCCUUAGUGUGCUGACGAUUGAGGAUUUCUGGCGACGGUUGACGUGACGUUAGUGUCGAGGAAAAACCACUGAAAAUUACAAUCACCAUCAAUAUUACCGCAUAAGUUUAUUAUUUAAGUAAUAAUAUAAAUAAUUAUUUACAGUAAUUAUAUUUAAUAAACGUCAAUCAACAAAUUUACCAACGCCAGGCUUUAUUUACUAUUUAUUUAGACGUCUCUGUAUUUUUUACGAUAUCAAGGUUACGUUAACCAUACGAACUGUGAUUGUCGUAAGGUAAAAAAACCAGAUACAAAAACAAUGGGAUUGACAGUGAGCAGUUUAUUCACUCGUUUGUUUGGUAAAAGACAAAUGAGAAUACUGAUGGUGGGAUUGGACGCUGCUGGUAAAACGACAAUUUUAUAUAAACUUAAACUCGGUGAAAUAGUAACGACGAUCCCGACAAUUGGUUUCAACGUCGAGACCGUCGAGUACAAGAACAUCUGUUUCACCGUCUGGGACGUUGGUGGCCAGACUAAAAUCCGUCCGCUUUGGAGGCACUACUUCCAGAACACACAGGGACUUAUUUACGUGGUGGACAGUAACGACCGAGAGCGAAUCGCCGAGGCCGAGUGCGAGCUCAACAAUAUGCUUAAAGAAGACGAGCUCAGAGACGCGGUGCUGCUGGUCUUCGCCAACAAACAGGAUCUGCCGAAUGCCAUGUCCGCCGCGGAACUGACUGACAAAUUAGGAUUGAAUUCAUUACGCGGCCGGCACUGGUACAUACAGAGCACUUGCGCUACCCAAGGCCAGGGCCUCUACGAGGGUCUCGACUGGCUCAGCAAUGAACUCGCUAAAAAGUGAUAGGGUAUAGGCGCGAUAAAUCCGCGAGCCGACGCGGUCUCACAUCAUAAUUUAAUGUAAAUCGUAAAAUAAUGUAAUUAAUUAUUAUUAAGGGCUGAUAAAAAAAUAACAAUAAUAAUUACUAUUAAAUUUGUCAUUAAAUUUUUUAUCUGCUGUAUUCUAAUAGAUUUAUCGAUGACGACCAAAGAUAACGAUCUGGUCGCGCAUUUUUCAUUAUUAUUAUUACUAUUAAUUAUUAAUAAACAAAUAAAAUAUAAAAGUAACUUUUGGUACUGAUAAUUACUAGCUUUCAGAACAAUGUGAAAAAAAAAAUAAUAAUUUAAUAAAUUAAACAUUUAAGAAAAAUCAAAAUAUUUAUUUUUUGGAAUUUUGUUUUUAUCAAAAUUUACAUUUUUAAUUUAAUUGAACCAACUAAAAUAAUGAAUUCUUAAUACAAAAUUGUAAUUUCAACUGUCGUAAUUAUUUUUUAUUGAGCGAUUAAUUAGAUAAGAUAAAAAUAAAAUUCCAAAUGAAUCUGAACGAUUAUAAAAAAUUUUUGUUGAUAUAAAAGUGAGUUUUUUUCCUGGUUUAAUAUUUUUUCAUUCCAGGUAUUAAAUAUACAUUUUAUGAUAAAUAUAUUAAUACCAGUAUGCUGCAUUAUUACUUUACUAUUUAAUUGUUUAUUUUAU